Messenger RNA from Penicillium subrubescens, 2019 nucleotides. Its product is annotated as Pet127 family protein. Lineage: Eukaryota; Fungi; Ascomycota; Eurotiomycetes; Eurotiales; Aspergillaceae. The record is from RefSeq and is a predicted model, not a curated record. Gene Ontology annotation, biological process: mitochondrial RNA 5'-end processing. Bases 1 to 2019 code for a protein of 672 amino acids. Gene Ontology annotation, cellular component: mitochondrial envelope; mitochondrion. The transcript has 4 exons.
AUGGCGCAUUGGGAGCAAGACUCGUCUUGCAAGAUUCCCGAGCAAGUCGAACAAGCCAAUGAUGAACCUGUCGAUGAACUACUACCCGAUGAUUUGCCCUCAGACUCUGCGCAGCUCCAACAGCAGCAGGCCGCGGCGAGGCGAGCGAGGCGUGCAUCAAGGCAACGGGACAAGCGGCGAACAAAGGCAAAUGAAAAAUCGGAGGAAGGAGAGACCAAAAGCGAAGAAAGCCCCACGAGUAAACGCAAGGCCGCGAUCAAUAAAGUGAAUCAAAUUCUCGAUGAGAAUACAGCGCCAAAGCGGGGACCGAGGGGACCAAAAGGCAAACUUUCACACGUCGCAAACUUCAUCAACGAAAAGCAUACUGGGGUUGUCGACUCCGAGGCUGAUACACUCAAAGCUUUGGAUGUUCCCAUGGCCCCUGUGCCUGGUCUGUCAUUUGGCCUCGACCGAGUCCUUUUCAACCCUGGUGUAUAUCAAUUACGAGACCCCCGAUCGCGCGUCUACAAUUUCGAUCCCUACCUGGGCCAGAUUAUGCCCGUCACGGAAUUCGACUUUAACGCAUUGAAGGAAUACAUUACUUCAUCGAAAGACGACACCCUCCGCAGUCACGCUAUCAAACAAAAGAAGAAGUACAGCGGAUCAUCUUCCAGUAUGACUUCCGUACUGUCCCAAUUCCACUAUCUUCUUUCUGCUUGGCGUGGUAUCGACACCCGCACAUUGUCUCAGGGCUUCCCAGACAAGCUUCGGUCUUUCACCCGCCUCCUUCGAUCACCGGCUGCCAUGUUUUUGCAUUACCAGGAUGGUGUAUAUGCCAUCGAUGCCGACAAGGAAUUCGAUUCGGCCAACAUUCUUAUGAACCUGGGAAAGUCGAUGGAGAAGCUUCUUACCAUGCCCAAGGAAGAUUUUGAACGCUACCGACGGUCAAGCGAGAACAAGAUCACGUCCGAGGAAGAGCAAGCAAUUCCCGAAUCGUACCAUUACUCCACUUACGGAGAUUUCAUCAUGCGAUCUCAGUUGGAUGCCUAUGACCCCCGUCUCCCCGGAACCGGCAUGUUUGAUUUGAAGACCCGCGCUGUGGUUUCGAUCCGCAUGGACGCCAAGAACUUCGAGCAUGGUCUUGGCUACGAGAUCAAGACUCGAUUUGGCGACUUUGAGUCCUACGAACGCGAGUUCUACGAUAUGAUCCGUGCAGCUUUCCUCAAGUACUCUCUUCAGGUUCGCAUUGGUCGCAUGGACGGUAUUUUCGUUGCGUUCCACAACGUUGAACGCAUUUUCGGAUUCCAGUACGUUAGUUUGCCUGAGAUGGACCAGACUCUGCACGGAACAUCAAACACUGCGCUGGGUAACAAAGAAUUCGAGCUCAGCUUGGGCCUCUGGAAUGAAGUUCUCAACAAAGCAACGGAGAAGUACCCCGAACAGUCUCUUCGAUUCCACUUCGAGACUCGUGACGCCGUGACACCAUUCAUGUACAUUUUCGUCGAGCCCGUUACGAAGGAACAAAUUCAUGCAAUUCAAAACUCCAAGAAGGCCGAGAUUGAUGCUUACCAGCAGCGCCUUCUGAACCUGAAGCCCAGCGAAGAUGACAGCGAUCUCGAUGCUCCUCAAGUCGAAGAGGCGACAGAGACAUCUGCUGUCGAGGCCGAAGAGGAGGAGGCUGCACCGAAGGGCGAGCUUCUCGCCAUGGCGUUGACGAUCCGGAACAAGGUCAAUGACGAGUAUGUCGAUCGGCCUACAGAAGGAUUUAAGGCCGACGACAAGUGGCAGGUUGAGUACGAGUUGAGUGAGUUGUCACCUGCCCAGGGUCAUGUCCUCUACAAAAUGUGCAAGACCCGUCGGAUGAGGGGACUUGAGGGCAGAGGCGAGGAUGAGCUCGAGGUUGCAAGCAACGUGUAUAUCCGCCGACUGCGACAGAUCAGCAAGGAGGGACGCAAGCACCGCGCGCGCGAGAACGAGCUUGACAAGGAACUCGGCAUUGUUGUUUUGGAAGAUGGUGUGAAGGAUAGUGGUGAGAAAUAA